AUGGCUACAAUAACGUCUGGUGCUGGAAGCUCUGGGCGAGAGGACUCUCGGUCCUCCUCCUCCACAAACUCGCCCGCCCCGGCCGACAACGAAGAGUCCGACUUCUUCCUCGGCGCCAACGACUCCCAGUCCUCGCUCGGCGUCCCCAACUUCCAAGACAUGCAAGUCGACGACUCGUGCUGGCCGCCCGUCAACCGGCUGCCCAACGAAAUCCUCAUCGGCGUCUUCUCCAAGCUGAGCUCCACCUCGGACCUGUACCACUGCAUGCUCGUGUCCAAGCGAUGGGCUAGAAACGCUGUUGACUUGCUGUGGCAUCGGCCCGCCUGCUCCAACUGGAAGAACCACCACAGCAUCUGUCAGACGCUCGGCCUGGAGCAUCCCUACUUCCACUAUCGCGACUUCAUCAAGCGCCUCAACCUCGCCGCCCUGGCCGACAAGGUCAACGACGGCAGCGUCAUGCCCCUCGCCGUCUGCACCAGGGUCGAGCGCCUGACCUUGACCAACUGUCGAGGUCUGACCGACACCGGCCUCAUUGCCCUCGUCGAGAACAGCUCGUCGCUGCUGGCCCUGGACAUUUCCAACGACAAGCACAUUACCGAGCGCUCCAUUAACGCCAUUGCGACCCACUGCAAGCGUCUGCAGGGCCUCAACAUCUCGGGCUGCGAGAACAUUUCCAACGAGAGCAUGCUUACCCUGGCCCAGAGCUGCAGAUAUAUCAAGAGAGUGAGUGCUUAUUGUCCCCUUCUUCUUUUACGUAUAUUCGGAACUAGGCACGGCUUCACAUCUUCAUCCCCCGCCGACUCUCUCCAUCCAAUCUACUCUCUUUUGACACACUGGCUGACCUUGACUCCUCUCUUCAAGCUUAAAUUGAACGAAUGCGUUCAGCUGCGUGACAACGCCGUGCUUGCCUUUGCCGAGCACUGCCCAAACAUCCUGGAAAUCGAUCUCCACCAGUGCGUCCAGAUCGGAAACGGCCCCAUCACAUCUCUCCUGUCCAAGGGAAACAGUCUCCGCGAGCUCAGGUUGGCCAACUGCGAGCUGAUUGACGACGAAGCCUUCCUCUCCCUGCCGCCGACCCAGGUCUAUGAGCACCUGCGGAUCCUCGACUUGACAUCCUGCAGCCGCCUCAGCGACGCUGCCGUUGGCAAGAUUAUCGACGCUGCCCCUCGCCUGCGAAACCUGCUUCUCUCCAAGUGCCGCAACAUCACGGAUACCGCCAUCCACUCCAUUGCCAAGCUCGGCAAGAACCUCCACUAUGUUCACCUCGGCCACUGCAGUCAGAUUACCGACGAAGGAGUCAUUCGCCUGGUGCGAAGCUGCAACCGCAUCCGCUACAUUGAUCUGGGAUGCUGCACGCUCCUCACUGAUGCGUCCGUCAGAUGCCUCGCCGGGCUGCCCAAGCUCAAGCGCAUUGGCUUGGUCAAGUGCAGCAGCAUCACAGAUGAAUCCGUCUUUGCCCUUGCCGAGGCGGCCUAUCGCCCGCGCGUCAGGAGAGACGCCAACGGAAUGUUUUUGGGCGGCGAGUAUUUUGCCCCAAGCUUGGAGCGAGUCCAUCUCAGCUACUGCGUGAACCUGACUCUCAAGAGCAUCAUGAGACUGCUCAACUCUUGCCCCCGUCUUACCCACCUCAGCUUGACCGGAGUGGCCGCGUUUCAACGAGACGAAUUCCAGCCCUUUUGCAGAGCAGCGCCAGCUGAGUUUACGCAACAUCAGCGGGACGUCUUUUGUGUCUUUUCUGGAAACAUGGUGUCCAAGUUCCGCGAAUACCUGAACACUGCACCACAAUUCGAAGAUCUACGAGACAGCUUCUAUCAACGACAUGCCGGCCGUAUGAGGACAGUGCCGCGCCGACCCGGCGGAAUGCCCGCAAUCCAAACCACCGAAGGCGAGGGCUUUGACGAUGACAUGGCCUACGAAGAUAAUGACUUUGAGGGAUUGGACGCAAGUGAAAUGGUUGUAGACGUACAGGCCCAAAAUCUGCCCUUCCACUUGCCAGCCCAGCAGGCCCCUGGCGAUGCCAACCAGGUACCUCCCGUACCUCCUCCGAUCGAGCCGCCUACCAUCAACUCGUCGUCCACCUUUCUCACCAACAUGCUCACCCAGCAGUACGGGCCAGCCGCAGCAGCAGAGCUCUUUGACGAAGCCACGGGCACGAUCAGGACUAGAUCAUUCCCCAACUUUGUCGUUCCCUUGAACUCCGCCAACAUGGUGGUUCCUAAUGCUCAGAGUUUCCAUGCCAGUAUUGCGGGCCUAUCGCAGCCUUCCGUCUCUCGGCAGGGCAAUUCGGCAACGGCAGGGCCCUCUACAGGUGCCAGCACGGUGACUAUGCAUCAGCCACCGAGCACGACACCGGAUCAGCAGCCGCAGCAACAACAGCCGCCGCAGCAGCAGCAAGGCGACGCCAACUGA
Messenger RNA from Trichoderma aggressivum f. europaeum, 2409 nucleotides. RefSeq lists its product as uncharacterized. Gene Ontology annotation, molecular function: protein binding. The transcript is spliced from 3 exons. The record is from RefSeq and is a predicted model, not a curated record. Bases 1 to 2409 code for a protein of 802 amino acids. Gene Ontology annotation, cellular component: cytoplasm. Lineage: Eukaryota; Fungi; Ascomycota; Sordariomycetes; Hypocreales; Hypocreaceae.